GGGUGUGUCUCUCCGAGAAAUAGCCGUCAGUUUGUUGCUCCGCCAAAGUUUUUCCCCUUUCCUUCCUUUCCUUUUUGCGCAGAGUUGGCCGCAGCCCGACUCUUCUCCAAACUUCAGACCCUUCAGGUUAUGUCGGAGAGGAGGUGAGAGGGUUUCUACAGGACUCUCUGUGAACGGAUUUCCUGCGUUUGUCAUAAAACACCAGUGGAGCCAAUCGGGGACUUUGAGUUUCAUUCAUCAUGGGGGACGUGAUUUCCAGUCACCUGGAUGAAUCAAAGCGGGAGAUAAUCACAGCUCGCACCGGGGAGGUGAUGGGGGAGUUUGGCCGCCUGUAUGAGCAGCAGUAUGCAGUGGCUCUCUUUAACAAAGUUCGCUUUGACAUAGAAGGAGGAGGUGGCCCGCAACCCCAGCUGCUGCACCGCAAGAUUCCUCUGGAAAACAAGUCCAUCUUCUCGGGCUCACUCUUUCAGUACCUGGAGGAGAACAAGAAAUGGAGGAACCGCUUCUUCUUUGUCCCAGACUCCUACAACAUCAACUAUUACGACAACAAAGCGGCCCACGACAGACGCCUCCAUCCCAAAGGAACCAUCAACUGUGCCGGCUACAAAGUGCUGACAUCUAUUGAGCAAUACCUGGAUCUGAUCAGCAACAGCCUGCCUGGGGUGAAAGCCAAGAUGGGAAGUUCACCCUUCCUAAAGUGUGCCACCCAGUUCCCUCUGAUCCUCUGGCACCCUUAUGCCCGGCACUACUACUUCUGUGUGGUGACGGAGAAAGAGCAGCAGAAGUGGCAAGCUGUCCUCCAGGACUGCGUCAGACACACCAACGAUGGUUUGUCAGAGGAUAAUAAAGUCCAAACACCAGCCUUUACUGACGCAGUGCGACUCUACCGCCAAGCUCAAAGGAACUAUGGCACCUGGGAGAUGAUGUGUGGUGUACCAUCACAGAUCCUGUCUAACCUGGUGAUGGAGGGCCUCCUCCCCGAGCUGAGGGAGCUCAUCUCCCCCCGCCUCAAAGGCAAACUGUAUGAGAGGCAGAAGAACUGGAUGCUGAUCAGUGAUGCGGUAUACAGCCUGGUGCAGGGGCAGUGCCAGGCCCAGUAUGAGGCGUUGUUGCAGAAGUGUGAGGCGGCCCGCUCCUCUCUGGAGGCCUCCAUGCGAACAGACAUGGACCAGAUCAUCACCUCGAAGGAGCAUGUGACCAACAAGAUCAGAGCUGUGGUUCUCCCCAAGGCCGAGAAGCUGCUGAAGGUGAGCAUCCAGCCCUACAUCAGCUCUAUCCUGGACGCCCUGAUGGAGCCAACUAGCCGAGGCUUCUCUGAGGUCCGCGAUGUGUUCUUCAGAGAGCUGGUGGACAUGAGCAAGAACACCCUCAAUGAGGGCACCAAGGAGACCAUAGCACAGCACAUGGAAAAGAUCUCCAUGCUGGCCUUCCAUCCUGUAAAGAUGCAGAGCUGCUAUGAGAAGGUGGAGCAGCUGAGUCUGGAGGGUCUGCAGCAGAGGUUCGAUGUCUCCAGCCCCUCGGUGUUCGUCCAGAGAGCCCAGAUCCUCAUGAGAGAGCAAAUGGACGAUGCCGUGAAUACGUUUUGACAGAUUCUUCACCAGAGCCGGAGUCCCCAGGCUACAGAAGAGCUCUGUAAGACCAUCCAGUCUGCCAGGGACAGAGUCAUCCAGAAAUUUGACUAUGACAGCAGCACAGUGAGGAAGCGUUUCUUCCGUGAGGCUCUCCUCCAGAUCUUCAUCCCCUACAUGCUGAAGCAGCUCAGCCCUUCCUGUGCCUCGGAGCUGCCGCGCUUCCAAGAGCUCAUCUUUGAGGACUUUUCCCGUUUCAUCCUGGUGGAGAACAUCUUUGAGGAGGUGGUGCUGCACUCUGUCAUGAAGGACAUCAUGAUGGCUGUGAAGGAGGCGGCUGUUCAGAGGAGACACAACCUUUACAGGGACAGCAUUGUCCUCAGCAACAGCGACCCCAGCCUGCACCUACUGGGAGAAAACCCCUCCAUCGACUGGGCCGGGGAGUACGGCGGAGAGCAGCAGGAGGAGGUGGACGGUACAGGGGAGGAUGCUGAGGGUGACGCUGAGGGGCAAGGUGAGGAGUCCCAUAAGAGGAGGAGGAUGAAGCAGGUUGUGUCCAUGAUCCAGGUGGAAGGCUCCCCAGUCCUGCCUGGCGAGUCAUGCAUAGAGGUACCCGGGGUCAACGACAUCCCAGAGGAGGAGGAGGAGGAGGAGGAGGAGGAGCAGGAGCAGGAAGAGGAGGAGAAGGAUGGAGAUGGAGAUGGAGAGGAGAGCUCAGAUUGUAAAGCUUCUCCUCCUGAUCAGAAUGGAUCAGCAAGUCCGAAAUCUUCAGAGAACCCUCCAGACUUGUCAAAUGGUUCUGUCUUGAAGGAGGAGGAGGCCAAACCAGAGGAGCAGGCUGAAGGAGGAGUCCCACUGCAGGUUGAAACGGCCACAGAAAGUGCUUCGGCCUUAGAGGAGAAGGGUGAGGGAGAAGACAACCAGCCGAUGACGGUAGUGGAGGAGCAACCGCCCUCCAACCAGGAGGUGUCAGAGGAGGAGUUGCCACCGCCGCCUCUUUCCGAGGAAGUCCCAUCCGGGGCCACAGAGGUGGUUCCAGAGAGCACUCCGGAGGCGCCAUCUGACUUCCCCCCGCCUCCACAGGACGACAGCGGCUUCCAGUCUCCCACCAGUGAAGGGGCGGAGGGUGAGGAGGAGGAAGAGGCCCCCAGCUCACAGCCCGCAGAGGAGCACCCUGAGAAGAGCUCAGCCCAAGAAGCCGAGACCAAAACCAGUGACUCUGAGACCAGAGAGCAGUGAGGAAAUGAAUCCGGUUUGUUUGACCUAAACUGAAUCCUGCUCUUUUGUCUUUGUUUUUGUUAAAGACUCGUUUUAGCCACACCAGUUUUCAGUUUCCACACCGGUUUCAGGCAUAAUAGUGACUCAGCAGAUUAUUUCCACCGAGCAGGGCUCAGGUGCUGUUGUCUUUUUUUUUUUUUUUUAAAUCUUGUUUCUUUCUGUAUGAUUUUCACAGCACACACGCGCACACACAAGUUCCACACGUUUUCUCUUCACCUGGUAGAAAUGUGAGCACAGUGGACGACCUCGAGUUCCUAAUGGUGUGUUAUAAGCAUGUGACGAGUUGCAACAACACCCCUGUUGAGGUGCCUUUGGUGAUUUAGCUCCCCAAGUCUGUGGCCUUCAGUAACCAUCAGCAAUUGGAUUUUAUUUAUGGAAUUUGUUGGUGUAAAUACAGUUUGCGCUGUUGGAAACUCACUUAUUGGUUAUUACUGGACCCGAUUGGCCAACAGAAAAUACUUUCCAGAAUGUGGAAAUGUCUGUUUUUAAUCUCAAACUUGCAUUAUAAUUAAUUAAUUGUCCAUGUACACGCUGAUGACUCAAGACAUGACAAUUUCUUUUUCUGUUGGUGGGAAUAACACUAUUUUAUAUGAGUUUAUCCCUUAAUAAAGAAAGCUUGUGUAUAUUAUGUAUAAAUACUUAUGGACCAGUGAA
Morone saxatilis (striped sea-bass) is the source of this 3500-nucleotide messenger RNA. Its product is annotated as protein Niban 2-like. The record is from RefSeq and is a predicted model, not a curated record. Lineage: Eukaryota; Metazoa; Chordata; Actinopteri; Moronidae.